AUGUCGUCUCCCGUCCCCGUCGAGACCAUCGAGCAUACGAUCAGUUUCCUCCGCGGAGAUAUACCCUCGCUCGCGGCCUGCUCACUCACCUGCCACGCGCUGCUGCCCAUCUCACGCGUCCACCUUUGGCACGAGAUCGUGCUGCCCGUGAAAUCAGACGGCUCGCACAGUACGCGCACCGAAACUUUCUUGGACCUCCUCGACUGCGACUCCGCGAUCGCGCUCUACGUGCGCUCACUGGGCUUGCGCCCCGAAAACGCCGGGUGCAGCCAUGGCGAGGUGUCUUUCAACAGGGCGGCCUUGGAUGCCCUCAGCGCACGCCUCCCCGCACUCCUCUCGCUGCGUCUCCACUUUCUAGUCAUACCAUCCCUUUACGAUAUAAUGAUUCUCCUCCGCGAUCUGCCCGCGCUCGAAACGCUCUGCCUUCACAGCGUCAGCCUAGGAGGAGACAACUGGCUCAGCCGGCGCGUGCCUGCGUGGCCCGAACAGCCUGUGCUGGAACCUGUCGCAGUAGGCGGUCAACCCCCAUCGCCAUGGGCGUUGCGCACGCUGUCACUCAUCGGGGGAUCGAUAAAUGGCGAGGAGGUAACACAGCUGGCGCUGUUUCUGGAACGGUCCAGGAGCUUCAUGCCGAAGCUGGACUGGAUCGACUUCUGCUGCGCCAUGCUGCCCACUGGCCCUGGAGUGGAUGCUGUCCUUCCCGAAGUCCCUCGCUUUGUGCCGUCACUGCGCCAUUUCGGGAUCACGCUCAGUGACCUCCACUAUGACGGCAUAUCUGUCCAAGGUCACUUGCCACGCUGCAGCUCUCUGACAUCGCUGUACCUCCGGUACGACCGACGCAUCGCAUAUCUGGGGAACACGGUCCGACAGAGGGUGCUCGGGACGCCUCAACCCUAUACGCCAACACCGUUCUUCAUCGAGCACCUCGCAGACGUGUUGUCCGCGGGCGGCCCCACCCCGCUCCCGCUCCUCGAAACCCUAUCUCUCGUGUUCGACAGCCCGACCGGGUGGCUCGUCGGCUUCGAAGCCGCGUUCGCGCGUCUGGCGAAGGUUCUCGUUGGGACCACUGACGACGAGUCAAAGGGCGCGCGGGGCGAAACGGUGGCGAGGCGGUACCCGCGUUUCGCCCAUCUGCAUGUGCGCACGUCGUUCCUCGGUACAGUCAUGCUGAUGCUGGGAGAAGUGGGGAUGGAAGAGCAACGCGGGCGGCAGGAGGCGGAGAGGGUUGAUCUCGUGCUUCCUAUGCUGGCGCGCUUCGUGCGGGCGGGCGUGCAUGUCGAAAUUACGUGCGACUGA
Molecule: messenger RNA, 1296 nt
Organism: Trametes versicolor FP-101664 SS1
Lineage: Eukaryota; Fungi; Basidiomycota; Agaricomycetes; Polyporales; Polyporaceae
Exons: 2
Coding region: 1-1296 (431 amino acids)
Source: RefSeq, a predicted model, not a curated record